Messenger RNA from Lasiosphaeria miniovina, 439 nucleotides. RefSeq lists its product as uncharacterized. The transcript is spliced from 3 exons. The annotation marks the transcript as partial. Lineage: Eukaryota; Fungi; Ascomycota; Sordariomycetes; Sordariales; Lasiosphaeriaceae. The record is from RefSeq and is a predicted model, not a curated record.
GGGCUCUAGCUGGUCGGGUGGAUCCACCCAACUGGCGUCUGAUUAGUCAGAGCGUCUGGGAGGCCUGGAGGACCAGGCCCUCACACCAGUCUCCUUAAAGCAGGACAAUGCGACGAUUGGUCUUAUCAAGGAGAAGCUUAUUGCGUUGAACUCUUGUUACGGAUUCAUCACCAUGUACGGCUUGCCGGAGGGCCACAGGCAGGGGGUGAGGUAUCCGAAACACCUCAAGGGUCACAUCACAGUUUUCCUCAACAACGUGCAGGAGUUCAUGACCAACGUCCUGCCCCUAUCUACUCCUGAAGGAAUAAGAGCAAGGACCUUCGGGUUCAAAGUUAUUACAGGAGUUGAGGCAAUAUCCAAGACCUUGCCGUGCUCUAGAGCGCGCCGUUACCAUAGUUAUGUUAAUUGAAUUAGUCUUAUUGCAGAGCUAUAUUUACAC